This is a messenger RNA of Astyanax mexicanus (Mexican tetra), 5299 nucleotides long. It is a transcript of the gene pawr, whose product is annotated as PRKC, apoptosis, WT1, regulator. Lineage: Eukaryota; Metazoa; Chordata; Actinopteri; Characiformes; Acestrorhamphidae. The coding region runs from base 325 to 1266 and encodes 313 amino acids. The record is from RefSeq and is a predicted model, not a curated record. Gene Ontology annotation, biological process: positive regulation of apoptotic process; apoptotic process. Gene Ontology annotation, cellular component: cytoplasm. The transcript is spliced from 7 exons.
CGAACUUUUCGUGUGCGCUCGUGGGUUUCCGUAAAGUGACCGGGAACGCGCGCGCGCUCGAGAGAGAGAGAGAGAGAGCGAGAGAGACUUACUUGGGGAAAGUGAGAGACCGGACUGGUUUACCGUGUGUGUGUCUGCGGGACGGAGAGCAGGCUUCCCUUUUCUGCUCCUGUUACUGUGUGGAGGAAUGUGGCGUUCCUGAUCCAGAGAGGAAGGUGAAGUCCGUCCUGCUUAAUUUUUUUCGGAGCUGAAAACAAAGCAGAAGCGAAACCUUCUGAGCCAGGAAAAGCCAGCAAAAAGAACCGGUCCGAAAGAGGGACGAGCAUGGCAUCCGGCGGGUUCAAAGCCAAUGCUGCCACGGAUUUCUUGGAGGAGUGGAAGGCUAAGCGAGAGAAGAUGAGGGCCAAGAUGCUGGGGGACAUUGCCGCGGCGACCGGGCAGUGCCCACCUUCCGGCCUGCAGGUCACGGGCAGCACCGGCACCAAACCCCCAGAACCGAGCAACAACGGAAACUCUGCGGCCGUGAACUGCGUGGCCUAUCCGGUUGUUCGGUCUUCCUCCUCUUCUGCUCUGAGGAGGCCCGAGGAUGAUCCCAACUCCAGGCCAGCCGAGACGCCUAUUAAAAAGGAGCCCAGCCCCCCUGCUGCCACCGCCUGCCCGGACAGCGAUAAGGAGAGCCCCCCGCACGGGAAAGGCAAGGAGAAGAAAAGCUCUGGACCCAGUGCCAGAAAGGGAAAAGGUCAAAUAGAGAAACGGAAGCUGCGGGAAAAGAGGAGGUCAACCGGGGUCGUCAGCAUACCGUCAAAUGAGAGUUUGGACGAGCUGGAUGAUGAUGAUGGAGGGGAGAAGGAGAGGAAGGGGGAGGAAGCACUGACUCAGCACAACACUGUCCAGAACGAGUCCAUGACCUCGGACCCCGCCGGACACUCAAUACAGGACUCUCCAAGAUCUGGCAGCGGCCGCCACAAGGGUGAGGAUGAUGCAGGAAACGGACAUCGCCAAGGUUACAGUCGUCAUGGACGGGACAGUUCAACACCUUCUGGACUGGAGAGGAGGAUUGAGGAAUUGGAGAAGGAGCUGUCUCUGGAGAGGCAGGAGAACACUCGGCUGCUGAAAUCUUACCAGGAUAAAGAGGAACUGAUCGUUAAACUGAAGGAGGAGAUUGACCUGCUAAACCGAGAUCUGGAUGAUAUCGAGGACGAGAAUGAGCAGCUGAAGCAGGAGAAUAAGACCCUGCUGAAGGUGGUGGGUCAGCUGACGAGGUAGAACGUCCCGGAACCCAGAGAAAAACAUGGCGUGUUUCUGCUUGGGCCUGUUCAACAUAACCUGUCCGUGUCUCUGUCUGUGAGGAGGAUGAGGAUGAUGAUGAUGCUGGUGUGGGGAUGAUUAAGAUGAAGAUGAUGUGUGUAUGAUGUCAGCAGGCUAUGAUGUUCUAUUUAAUGUAAAUGUGUGUAUACGUGUACGUACAGCGUUCAGGUUCGGAAGUUUACGAACUGUCGCUACGUUAAAAAUUGAAUGUACCGUCUUGAUUUCAUCCGAUUGUUUUUCUACGUAUGCAGAAAGGGCCCUGACCUACGGCCGUGUGCAAAAGUAUUAGUACCCCUCUACUUCAGUGUACUGUUGAAAUUAUUGUUUUUGAGCUUAAAUAAACCACAUUCACACUCUACCCAGGAAAUUCUGCACAUUUUAAUAGACAAUUACUGUUAAUGUACUGAAUUUAAUAGAUAGUACAUGUACAUUUACAUAAAUAAAAAUGUUUCAAUAAAUAAUAUAAUGCUUUUUAAACUGUAUUAGAACUUUACCAAUAGAAAUGCUUUAAAAUUACUUGGAAUUUAAUUUUUUUACAGUGACUUUUUACAUUCUAUUGAGUUAAGUUAAGAAGUUUUUUUUUCCCUUACUGUUUUGGAGAUAAAAGGUUUUUUUUGUAUGAAAGCAUAGAUGUAUAUAAUACAUAAGGGACAUAUUAUUACAUAAUUACCAAUAUAUAAUCCAAAAAAGACUACAAUCAGAAAUACUAUUUGCAGCACCAGUCAAACAUUUGUACAUUGAAUAUAAAAUAAAAAAUAUUUGUUGCAUUUGUUGCAUCCCAGCAUUACUAUUGGACAAAAAUCCUUGUAUCUCCAUUUUGUCUUUUCCCCUAAAUCUGUCUGAAUAAUUUUUUAUAUCGUAUCAAUAUUUCAAGAUGAAUGGACCAAUAGAAAUACUCCAAAAUGAAAAUUAAGUCUUAAUUACAAUUACAUCCAAAGAGAGACAUAUGUUUUUUUCCUUCUUCUAUAAAUGUUAUAUUAUGGAUAUAUGCAUUUUUGGGAUACAGUGACAAUAUACGCUUUUACAAUAUGAAAUCCAGCAAAUAAUCAAUAAUUGUGAAUUAAAAUGUGCUGCUGUAUAUCACUGAAGCGUUUGCACACGGCUGUACAGUUAUUCAGACUGUCUGAGCUGUGUGUGUGUGUGUGUGGUGUCUGUAAGAUGAAAACCGAGUCAUUGCCACCAAAAUGAAAAGGAAAUGGGUUUUUCUGGCCAAAGUGGGUGUAAUGCCCUGCACAUUACCACUGAGCGUCCAGCACACACUGUGCUUUACCCCCCCACAGUACAGAUGCAUGAUGCAGAGCUCUGAGACCAUCUCAAACUAUUAAUGUUGAUUUGCAUAUUCUAUUUGCAGAUUAUGAUAUGUAAACAUUUUUUAAAUGUAACAAAAUUAAGAUUAAAUAUGUCUGGAUCAGAUUUACAGAAUUUAUUUACAGAAAAUAAAGAACAUUACGUCAUUGUUAGUACAAAAUUUCUUUUUUCUUUUUUUUCUUUUUUAAAUUUUUUGGUAUUAUUUAAAAGCUGCAACUGUUUUUCACACUUUGUUAAAAUUUCAAGACCAACAGACCAUUAGAAAUACAGUUACAUACAGUAAAAAUGUAAGCUUGAUUUCCAUUCAGAGAAAAGAAAUAGGGAUGCACUUUUUUAGGUUUUCAUUAUUAUUUUUAAUGUGAAUUAAAUAAAUAGCCUAAAUGUGUUUUGUUUUGGUUUCCAAAAAAAAUAAAUUACAAAACUACUAGCUAAUAAGUUUAAAUAAUCCAGCUGGUGACAAUUUGAUCACAUCAUAAAACAUCAUUGUUUCUUAUAAAUUAUUAAACUAUGUCAAUUAUUUAGCCAAUUUUUGCAAUCUUAGCUGAAUAAUUUUUGUUGCCAAAUAAUUGGUGCGUCCCAAGUUUGUGUCUUGUUUGUUUUUUCGUUCUGACAGAUGAUUUAUUAGUACUCUGUUAUAAAAUGCAGAAGAAGGAUGCAUUAAAAUGGUAAAAUUUUAAUAUACAGGACAGUAUUAUUAAUUUCUAUUUGCCCAAUCUAUUAUUGCCCAAAUCUAUUAUAGCAUAUUUAAAAUAGUGUAUUUUUUAUAUUAUAAAAUACAUCUUUCAUUUGAUAAUGUUCCUGAUAUUUUGAGUUGAAAUUAAAACAAUUCUAGAAUGAAUAAAGUUCGAUUGUUUUCUUUUUAUUUGUAAAAGAAAAACAAAAACAGUAUAUACUUGAAGACUGGUAAAAAUAUUGUCUAUUAAAGUCAUAAUUUGGCAAAACCUUAAUUAAUAUAAAUAUUUUUAUUUUGUACACUAUGUCGUACCCCAAAUGUAGUCAUGGAAGAGCUCACUUCUUCAGUCCUGCACUGAGGCUACAAAGGCUAAUAUAGCUAGCAUUAGCAAUUAGUAGUAUGCUAACUGCACUAAAUCAUUACACUCUCUUCUCAAGCUGUGUAAUUUAUAAUUGUAAUAAACCUGAUUAUAUGGUUUCUGGCUCUGUAUAAAUCACUGAAAUCUAUAAACAUAGACUUAGUUCUGCUAGCACUGCUAAAAGCAGUUAGAAGCAUGUUUAAAACUUUUUCUUCUGUACUUAAAUUUGUGUUCAUUGCUUGGUAGCCUGGAUUAUCAUUUUUGUCAGUGUUGCAGAUAAUUGUUAGCAAUACUUAAAAGCUAUAAAUCACAAAAACGAUAGGUCAUACAAUGUCAGAAACCACAUAAUAAGCCAAUUAGCCAUGGUUUGAGGUCUUUAGGUGAUACAGUUAGCAUCAUGCUAGCUAGCUAACUGCUAAUGUUAAUUAGCUGCUAUAGCCUCAUAGCUGAAGCCCAAGCACCAAACAUUUUUUGUUUUUAGCUGAGUAAUGACAUUGAGAACGGUGUGAAUGUGAUAUUUUGUUUUUUUGACAGAUUCUUGCUUUAAAAUUGACUUUCAAAUCAUUCCACACCAUAGACACUUCCAGACGAACAACAGAGUUUUUUUUCUAGGUUUUGAAGAGUAAGCGUGCUGUAUGUGUGUAAUUUUCUGUCAAAUGCAUAAUUCAGAUGUUUACAGUUUGUUUAUUUGUGAUCUCAUUAGGUGUAGCUAUUCAUGAUAUAUGGUUAGUGAGGUUUCUAGGCUCUAGGCUCCUGCAGUGUGUUUUACCAUAACCAAAUCAGCCAGUGGAGGAGGCCAUAUACACAGAUCUACCAUAAUAUAAUCACCUGCUUAUUUCUACACCUGUUAUCCAUGUAUUCAGCUCCACUGAUCAUAUACGUUCUGCAAUUAAGACAGCAGUGCUGCUGGAGUUUUUAAAUACCUCAUUCAGUGUCACUGUUGUACUGAGAACUGUUCUACAACAGCGUCUUGUUGGCAGCAUCCUGUGGGACGGAUGAAGGACUAGAGGAUAACCAACACAAACUGUGCAGCAGCAGAUUCAAAGCUUCUGUCUCUGACUUUCUGACUUUAUCUACAAGGUGGAGCAGAUAGAGGUAGGAGUGUGUAAUAGAGUGAGAGAUUAAACUCAGUUUUUAAAAACUCCAGCAGCACUGCUGUAUCUGAUCCACACUUACUCACAUACUUGCUUACACCAGUAAUGUAUGCAGAGGAAAAGACCCCAUGUGAUCAGUGGAGCUAAAAAAAAUGAACGGGUGUAGAAACAAGGAGGUGGUCAUAAUGUUAUGUUUGAUCAGUGUAUUAGCUAUAUAGGCAGCGUAUCAUUCCACCACUGGCUUUGUUGCUCUGUAUCGAUGGGUUUUAUAUAGGCAGAAAAGCAGCAAUUCUAGCGAAGGAGAACAUUUCGUUUUUUUAUCUUUGAGACAAAUCUACAUUUUCUCUCUCUCUCUCUCUCUCUCUCUCUCUCUCUCUCUCUCUCUCUCUCUCUCUCUCUCUCUCUCUCUCUCUCUCUCUCUCUCUCUCUCUCUCUCUCUCUCUCUCUCUCUCUCUCUCUCUCUCUCUCUCUUACACUGUGCCUGCCUCUCUCGCCCCUCUAUGCAUUAUGCAUGUACAGAAGAUGAAGUCAUUUAAUAAAAGUUUGAUUAUCUCUCUA